Molecule: messenger RNA, 1532 nt
Organism: Fragaria vesca subsp. vesca
Lineage: Eukaryota; Viridiplantae; Streptophyta; Magnoliopsida; Rosales; Rosaceae
Exons: 3
Coding region: 176-1336 (386 amino acids)
Source: RefSeq, a predicted model, not a curated record
ACACAAUUAAUAAUUAUUAUCAAAAAACCAAAAAAACUAAAACAAACACAAGAAGAAGAAGAAGAAUCAUCAUCACGGACUUCAAACUUCAUUUCUGAUAGCCAAUCUCUCUCUGAAUUGACAUUAAGGAGCAGGAUUUGUGAUCGAGAAUUGUGGCGGUUGUAUAAUUAGCAUCAUGAGAUUCAAAAAAGGGAGCAAUGUGGAAGUCCUGAGGAAAAAGGAGGUGCCUUCAGGAUCUUGGUGGUGUGCCAAGAUCAUCUGCCGUGACGGCCACAAGUAUACUGUUAGAUAUGGAGUAGAGGUUGCUAAUGAUGAGACUGUUGUGGAGAGGGUACACAGAACAGCAAUCAGGCCUUGCCCUCCUCCAGUGGAAGUUACAGAGAGUUGGGUUCCUGGUGAUAUUGUGGAGGUUUUUGACAAUUUCUCAUGGAAAAUGGCAACCAUUUCUGAGGUUUUAGGAAACAAGUACUUUUUGGUCAGGAUAGUUGGAUCCUGCCGGGAAUAUAAGGUUGGGAAACUGGAAGUUCGAGUUAGACAGUUCUGGCAAGAUGACAAAUGGGUUGUGGUUGGAAAGGGUUCAAGUCAAUAUGAUAAUGGAAAGCAAGGUGCAAUCUUGAGUCUAAAAGCUCAGAAAGUCAGUUUCAAGAAGUCCCACACUGCAUCCUCUCAGAAUCUGAAGAGAGGAUCAUCACACUUGCAAGAUGAAUCAUAUGGUGGAGCUACUGAGAAGUUUCGAGCAGUUGAGAGAGAAGGCAGGUGUCAAAGAGUCAUUGCUAGCAACUUAUCUAGGUUAGCUGAACAUGUAGAUGUUGCUUUGCCAAGUCGGAUGCUGGGUGGAAAAGAAAUAUGUGCUUCUCUGAACAACAGAACAACUGUAUUGUCUGAGGUUGAUUUAGUAAAGAGGAAACCGAGUGGUAAUGCUGGGUGUUUGUUUUCUGUUAACUUGAAGUCAGAUGAUGUUGAUACUGUUACGUGCUCAGUAGGUAGUUGUAGCAUCGGUAGCAAUGAUCCCUAUAAGUCACCUCAUCAUGUUUCUUCUGGUUCUACUGGAGAUUUCAAAGACCAGUUUUGUGAUGCUGAAUCUGUUUGUCACUUGGGAUAUGAGGAAGGAAACUCUGUCCUUCCCACAAAGAAAGAAUUGGCAGCUGAGAUCCAUAGGUUAGAGCUGCAAGCCUACCGUUGCACGAUAGAGGCAUUGCAUGCAUCAGGACCUUUAAGCUGGGAACAAGAAGAAUUGGUGACAAAUCUUCGUCUUUCGCUUCAUAUAUCGAAUGAUGAACAUUUAAUGGAGCUUAGAAACUUAAUUUCUGCAGAUAACAACAUUCAUAUUAGAUGACAGGAAAACUAGAAUUAUGUCUUGUGAUUCUUUUCUUCCUUCUAGGUGUAGAAUCUGAUGAAUGAUUUUCAUAAUGACCUGGCUGCACUGUAAGAAACAAGACGAGUUGUUUUCAUAUCCUUUUGUAUUUAGUUAAAACACAUAGUGGUUCAGAUCAAAGUUUAAACUCUAUGUAGUACAAACCUUUUUAAGUACG